Messenger RNA from Clonostachys rhizophaga, 963 nucleotides. The record is from the annotation of a GenBank genome assembly. NCBI's taxonomy places the organism in Eukaryota, Fungi, Ascomycota, Sordariomycetes, Hypocreales, Bionectriaceae.
AUGUCGAAAUUUCUAGGUAUCCGUCUCUCUGUCGCGACCAGUUCGCUAGGCAAGACCGCCGCUGGCUAUCACAUUCGUCAGAAACUGAGAGCAGCGCGGGCGCAGGGGUUUGACGGCGUGGAAGUUGCUUUCGAUUGCCUCGAGGGCCAUGCUCUGCUUGAACCAUUCGCGAGUGAGGAUUCUCGAGCUAGCCGUCUACUUGCUGCCGCACAAGACAUUUAUACCUUAGCCAGCGCCGAGUCCUUAGAGAUCAUUGCCUUGACGCCAUUUGGCGCUUACGAUGCUCUUGAACACCCUGAUGAUGUCCAAGAUCGAUUACAAGAAGCUGAAUUAUGGCUUCAGAUAUGCGAGAAACUCCGAGCUCCGAUUCUUCAAGUCCCAACCUUCAUUCCGCCAACAAACAAGAAAACUACAUCAAACAUUAACAAGAUCGCCGACAACAUGAGACGUCUAGGACAGCUUGCGCGGAGCUAUAAUAAGAUAAUUGCAUAUGAAGGUGUGGCGUGGGGCAUCUACACCGACAAAUGGCAGCAAAUACGAGAUAUCAUCGAACUGGUCAAUCUCCCAAAUGUGCGUCAUUGUCUCGAUACAUUCCAUAUAGCUGCCUGCUUAGCUGGCGAUCCAUUCAAUGCAUCCGCACCGGUCCGACCCGAGGGGUUAAUCGAGCUUGGUAAGAGCUUGGAAGAGCUGAGACAAACACUUGAUCCAAACACGAUCGGAUAUUUCCAACUAAGCGAUGCCACGGUGGCAGAUCCAGAUCAGAGAGGUUAUGCAAAUCCAGAUCUUAGCCAGCCUCCCUUUAUGGUACAAUCCCGCAAUUGCCGAAUUUAUCCUUGCGAGCCAGAGCAUGGUGGGGCCCUGCCUGCAGUAGAUGUUGCUAAAGCAGUCUUCGACACUGGCUAUCGAGGAUGGGUUUCAAUGGAAGUUUUCCACACUGAUUUGUGGAAGUACGGCGAAGAGUGA